AUGAAGGAUGUCAAAGGCAACCUGGAAAUACCAAACGCUGCAGAAUAUUUGCUAGAAGGAAAUGAAAUCAUGAGUGUAAUUGACCGGGACGGAAUCACAUAUGAAUUCAUAGCCUCGGUGCGGGCAGAUGGAAGGCGCUCUUUGACUCGUGACUGGCGCACUUUUGCAUUGACAAAGGGUCUUCGAACUGGUGAGUUGCUAAGGAUUUAUCACUCAGGGAAUGAGAAUGAGAAUAUUUUUGCCGUUCAGGCUGGCCUGGAAUUGCAUGGAGGUCAGUACAUAGUCUGGGAAACUCUGUAA
Ilex paraguariensis (yerba mate) is the source of this 300-nucleotide messenger RNA. The record is from the annotation of a GenBank genome assembly. Lineage: Eukaryota; Viridiplantae; Streptophyta; Magnoliopsida; Aquifoliales; Aquifoliaceae.